CGAUCGUUUCAUGUCGUUUUUUAUGUGUAGAUUUGUGUUCGACGGUCCCGACCUACAAGCUUGAUCAAUGUGUGAACGUUUAAGACCAAUGACCUCAUCUGGCGUGGAGUGUUAAAGUGUAUUAGAAAUCACGUAAAGUGUGAGUAAUGGAUUCUGCAUCAGUUUGGUCACAAUGAAUACGUCGUGGCUCUAAAAACUCACCACGGAUUGCUUCAGUGGUUGUGGAGACGAGAUUGAUGCUGUAGAAACAGUUAGAGUAAGAUUAAAGGAGAAGGUGUAAGCAUGGGGGCAUUCCUAGACAAGCCCAAGAUGGAGAAGGAGAACGAAGUAGGAUGCGGAAACGGAUUAAGAUUUGCUCUGUGUAGCAUGCAAGGCUGGCGGGUCGAGAUGGAAGACGCACACACAGCCGUCAUAGGUUUGCCUUUCGGCCUCAAAGACUGGUCUUUCUUCGCCGUCUACGACGGUCAUGCGGGUUCUAAAGUUGCUAAGUAUUGCGCCAAAAACUUACUGGAGGAGGUUACUUCGAAUAAGGACUUCAAAGGGAACGAAAAACCCGGCCCGAACUUUCAACCGACCGACGAGAGUGUGAAAACAGGAUUGCGGACUGGCUUUCUCAGUAUUGAUAAGAAGAUGCGCGAUAUCUUGGCGCGGGAUAACGACAAGAGCGGGUCGACGGCUGUUGGCGCGAUGUUGUCGCCGAAAAGUAUUUUCUUUGCAAAUUGUGGGGAUUCUCGCGCCGUCUUAAGUCGCGCCGGUGGAGUGUGCUUCUCAACAGAGGAUCAUAAACCGAGCAAGCAGAAUGAGAAGAAUCGUAUCGAGAAGGCUGGUGGAACUGUCAUGAUCCAGCGAGUCAAUGGAUCGUUGGCCGUAUCGAGGGCCCUAGGAGACUUUGAAUAUAAAAAUAACGUAGGAAUGGGCUCGACGGAGCAACUUGUGUCCCCCGAGCCGGAUGUGAAGGCGAUACAGCGGAGUAGGGAUGAUGAAUUUAUUGUGCUAGCUUGCGACGGGAUCUGGGAUGUGAUGAGCAACGAGGAAGUCUGUAACUUUGUGCGGUCACGUCUUGAACUGACGGAUAACCUGAAGGAAGUCUGCAACAUGGUGGUGGACACGUGUCUAUGCAAGGGAAGCCGCGAUAACAUGAGCAUCAUUAUCAUCACAUUUGAGAAUGCGCCUAAGAUUAGCGAGGACGCCAUGGCCAAGGAAGCGGAGUUAGACAAAACCCUGGAAGCUAAAACCAAAGAGAUAAUGGAUAGUUUUGGUGAGCGAGUGGGCAUUGAUCUGGUCAUGCAUGUAAUGACAACCACUGAGAUUGAAGGUUUACCACCCGGUGGAGGAAUACAAGCAAAGAAAUCUACCAUUGAAUCCAUCGUCAACAGAUUAAAUUCAGAUCAGAAACAAGAUGAGAGAUGCGGCUAGUCAUUGCUCAAGUCUGGCAAGAAUUCACAAGUGAAGACAAAUCUAAGACCGAUUUUAGUUGAAUGGUCAUCAGUGACUGCAGACAAUGAUGUCAACCAUCCACCUUCCACUUCAUCCACUACAACCCACCUUCCAACCCAUCAUCCCAUUCCCUCUGGUAGCAUGUCUUGAUUCACGCUCUUCUUUGUCCCCUAGGAAGCGUCGGACGAUGCCUGGUAAGUUUCCUUGAUCCGUGGUGUGGCCUGAGGAUGUUGUGUAUCUGCGGGGUUGUCUGACGAUCUUCUUGACUUUGUCGCCCUGAUGGGAAACCACUGCGGAGAUCUCAUGCAAUUAGCCAUUUUAAGGUAUGGUGGACACAUAGGGCCUACUCAAUAGACCAAUCCGACAAAACGAAAUUGGUCUGUGAGUUUGUGCGUGUGGGUGUGUGUGCAUGCACCAUAUAAAUCAAACCAGGAACGCUGCAUGCUUCAUUGACAUACGGGUUUCAACGCGCAUACGGCCUGUCCCACAGUAUGGCCACUGUCAUAGCAACAAAGGGAAAUGGGUUAUUCGAUACAGUCCAUAUAGGGCACUAUUUGGUUUGGGUAAAUUUGUCUGAAAACACCCAAACCGGUGUACUCUCGCUGCGUUUUCACUUUGAUGCAGCGCGCGGAACCCUUUCUCAAAGUCUGCAGUGCUUGACUGGAAGCUCAGUUGAGUGAGAGGUUGUCUUCAGCUGACACCUUCUCAUCAGCGUCUUAAGCUCAGUAAAACGGAAGCGCAGGGCGUAAUCAUAAGUCGAAGUGUCGCAGAGAGUAUAAACCGGCCUUUAUAACGUCCACCAUACCUCAAAAAGGCUUAUGAACAUUGUCAAGAAGUACACUGGAUGCUUGUAAUUCAGCGACUUCGUCUCCGCCAGAAUUAAUCGUGGACAAAAUAUCCACUGCUGCCACUGUCGCCAAUGAUGGAUGCUCUAGGUGGACGAGAACUUGUAUAUAUAUUCAGUUUUAUGUGGUGAGCCAAAACUGCUUUUUAGUUCUCUACAAGGGAUCAAUUAGGGGACUUUUAGGAUGCUAGGGGGAGGCAGACUUUUCCUGGUAAACUCCCAUUGUUUUUGGUAAUGUGCGCGUGUCCAGAGGUAAAGAAACGAUGAAAAUUUACUUGGCAAGUCUGCUGCCACCUAGCGCUUCAAAGUCUCCCAUUAGUACAGCGAUGUGGAAAUGCUGCCUAUAAAGACAGUGUAUUCUUUUGGUAAUUGUCAAAGACCAGUAUCCCCCAUUUGUUGCAUCCCAACAAAUGAUAAAAUAAUAAACCUGUGAAAAUUUUGGCUUGACUGGUCAUCGAAGUUUCAAGAAAAUAAUGACAGACAAAACACCCUUGUUGCAUAGAAUCGGGUGCGUUCAGAGUCAGAAAGGCUUCAAGCCUGAAGCCUUUCUGAGGUGCACAUUUGUUG
This is a messenger RNA of Asterias rubens (European starfish), 2848 nucleotides long. RefSeq names its product protein phosphatase 1B-like. Gene Ontology annotation, biological process: protein dephosphorylation. Bases 283 to 1416 code for a protein of 377 amino acids. Gene Ontology annotation, molecular function: manganese ion binding; magnesium ion binding; protein serine/threonine phosphatase activity. The record is from RefSeq and is a predicted model, not a curated record. Gene Ontology annotation, cellular component: nucleus; cytosol. Lineage: Eukaryota; Metazoa; Echinodermata; Asteroidea; Forcipulatida; Asteriidae. The transcript is spliced from 6 exons.